Molecule: messenger RNA, 713 nt
Organism: Lathyrus oleraceus (garden pea)
Lineage: Eukaryota; Viridiplantae; Streptophyta; Magnoliopsida; Fabales; Fabaceae
Product: NADH dehydrogenase [ubiquinone] iron-sulfur protein 6, mitochondrial
Exons: 3
Coding region: 148-465 (105 amino acids)
Biological process (GO): mitochondrial electron transport, NADH to ubiquinone
Cellular component (GO): respiratory chain complex I
Source: RefSeq, a predicted model, not a curated record
UGAAAUAGUGGCAACAAGACCGAAACCUCCCAAUCUAUCGUCGUUUUGUAUUCCAAGGGUGAGUUUCAACCAAGUUCCCGUUUGAUUCAUUUAUCGAUCUUAAUCAAAAUUGUUUGGUGAUUUCUGAGUGAAUUUAGGGUUUGUGAAAUGGCGUCGAGUAUUUUGAAGAACCUCGUCAAAUUUUCAUCAUCGACGGCAACCACCACCGCCACCAGAAGCUUCAGCCUCGUAACCACUCAAAUCAGCAACCAUACGGCCAAGUGGAUGCAGGAUACAAGCAAGAAAUCUCCAAUGGAGCUGAUCAAUGAAGUACCACCAAUUAAGGUCGAAGGCAGGAUAGUUGCUUGUGAAGGAGAUACUGAUCCCGCCCUUGGACACCCAAUUGAAUAUAUAUGCCUUGACUUGGCCAAGCCAGCUGUCUGCAAAUAUUGCGGCCUGCGAUAUGUUCAGGAUCACCACCAUUAGGGCAUGCUGUCUACAAUUCAUUGUUGUGUACUUAAAGAAUUGCUGCUGAACAUCAUUAAUGUUUUUUUGGUUACAAUCUUCUGACUAAAUCCUAUGAUGCCAAAUGUACCUGUCUGUUACAAUUUGCUAAAUAAGAAUAUGACAAUUGUUCAUGUUACCAUCUGAUACUAUUGAUGGGGGUCUCAUAUUGUUGUGUGUGGAGAGAGCCUGUGAUCUGGCUAAUCAUUGAGACAUAUUUUGUUUCAGUA